AUGGAUGCUCUCUAUAAUCCCAUCAUAUCUACAGUAACAGUAGCUGUGAUCAUAGUAAUAUGUUCAGUCAAGAUUAUAACCAGAAGAUCACCGGAAAAGAGGAGAUACCCUCCGGUAGCCGGGACGGUCUUCAAUCAACUACUCAACUUCCACAGGCUGCUCCACUACAUGACUGAAUUGGCAUGCAAACACAAGACUUACAGAUUGCUUACUCUGUUCUGGACAGAGGUCUAUACCGCUGACCCUGCCAAUGUUGAAUAUGUUCUUAAGACAAAUUUUGCAAACUAUGGCAAGGGUCGGUUCCACCACAACGUCCUGAUGGAUCUUCUAGGGGACGGUAUCUUCACUGUUGAUGGCAAAAACUGGCAACAGCAGAGGAAGACAUUAAGUUACGAAUUCUCCACCAGAAUGCUGAGAGACUUCAGUAGUACAAUCUUUAGAACAAAGGCAGCAAAACUUGCACAGAUAGUAUCUGAAUCUGCAAGCUCAAAUCAGAUCAUAGAAAUCCAAGAUUUAUUUAUGAAAUCAACUUUGGACUCAGUAAUCAAGGUUGUACUUGGAAUUGAAAUAGAUAGUAUGUGCGGGACAAAUGAAGAAGGCACCCUAUUCUCCAAUGCAUUUGAUGAAGCAAGUGUAAUGGUCAUGUAUCGGUAUUUUGAUAUAUUUUGGAAGAUCAAGCGAUUUCUAAACAUUGGAUCGGAAGCAAAAUUGAGGGAUUGUAUCAGAGUGAUCGAUGGAUUUGUGUAUAAACUUAUCAGAAUCAAGACAGAACAAGUUCACAAUAAGUUACAAGACGAUUCAGCAUUGAAGCAAGGAGACAUUUUAUCCAAGUUUCUGGAAUCAAAUGACACAGAUCCACAGUACUUAAGAGACAUAAUCCUUUGUUUAAUGAUGGCUGGGAAGGACACAACAACUAGCACUCUUUCUUGGUUCUUUUACAUGAUGUGCAAGCACCCUUUCACACAGGAAACAAUAGCACAGGAAGUGAGGGAAGCAACAGAAGUUAAAGAGACUCCAAACCUUGAUGAAAUUGCAACCAGCAUCACCGAGGAAGCCCUUGAUAAAAUGCAGUAUCUCCACGCAGCCCUGACCGAGACACUCAGACUUUAUCCUGCAGUUCCAGUGGAGGGGAAGGUUUGUUUUGCAGACGACACAUUUCCAGAUGGAUUCAGCAUCAGGAAAGGGGAUCUGCUGUCAUACCAGCCCUGGGUUAUGGGCAGGAUGAAAUCAAUAUGGGGGGAGGAUGCGGAAGAAUACAAACCGGAGAGAUGGCUUGAUGAAAAUGGGGUUUUCCAGCAACAAAGCCCGUUUAAGUUCACAGCCUUUCAGGCGGGCCCAAGAAUCUGUCUGGGAAAAGAGUUUGCAUACAGGCAAAUGAAGAUUUUCUCAGCUGUCUUGCUGGGCAGCUAUGUAUUUAAGCUUAGUGAUGAACAGAAAGCUGUAAACUACAAGACCAUGCUUACACUGAACAUCGAUGGGGGCCUCCAUCUUCUAGCUUCCCACAGAUAUUGA
Messenger RNA from Ilex paraguariensis (yerba mate), 1512 nucleotides. The record is from the annotation of a GenBank genome assembly. NCBI's taxonomy places the organism in Eukaryota, Viridiplantae, Streptophyta, Magnoliopsida, Aquifoliales, Aquifoliaceae.